This is a messenger RNA of Sarcophilus harrisii (Tasmanian devil), 1826 nucleotides long. Its product is annotated as olfactory receptor 13D1-like. Gene Ontology annotation, cellular component: membrane. Bases 1 to 936 code for a protein of 311 amino acids. Gene Ontology annotation, molecular function: olfactory receptor activity; G protein-coupled receptor activity. Lineage: Eukaryota; Metazoa; Chordata; Mammalia; Dasyuromorphia; Dasyuridae. The transcript has a single exon. The record is from RefSeq and is a predicted model, not a curated record. Gene Ontology annotation, biological process: G protein-coupled receptor signaling pathway.
AUGGAAAAUCAAACUUUAUUGAACAUGUUUUUCCUUCAUGGUCUGGCUGCUUAUCCCAUCUUUCACUUUGUUUUCUUUCUUUUGUCCCUUAUCAUGUACAUUAUGAUACUGUUGGGCAAUAGUUUCCUCAUCACAAUCAUCAUCCUGGACUCUCACCUCCAUACCCCCAUGUACUUCUUUCUCAGUAACCUCUCCUUCCUGGAUAUCUGCUACACAUCAUCUUCUGUUCCAUUGAUACUUUUGAAUUUCCUUUCAGAAGAAAAAUCCAUUUCUUUUGUGGGCUGUGGAGCACAAAUGUUCUUCUCUCUUGCCUUGGGGUCUACAGAGUGUGUGCUCCUCACUGUCAUGUCAUAUGACCGGUAUGUGGCCAUUUGUAGACCCUUGAGGUACCCCAUCAUCAUGAACAAGGAGCUUUGUGGAUGGAUGGCAGCCAGUUCCUGGAUGGCAGGUGUGCUAAAUUCCCUGGUGCAAACAGUCCUUGCUAUGGGGCUGCCCUUUUGUGGGAACAAUGUCAUUGAUUAUCUCACAUGUGAGAUUCUGGCUGUGCUGAAACUAGCCUGUACAGAUAUCUCCCUCAAUGUGAUCAUUAUGGUGAUUUCAAAUGUAAUCUUACUCAUUAUUCCAGUGUUGCUAAUUGUUAUCUCUUAUGCUUUCAUCCUCUUUACAAUUCUGAGAAUCAAUUCUGUAGAGGGAAGGAAAAAAGCCUUUUCCACCUGUUCAGCCCACCUGACUGUGGUGACUAUGUUUUAUGGGACCAUCCUCUUCAUGUACAUGAAGCCCAAGUCCAAAGAUUCCCAUGCAACAGAUGAGCUGAUUGCUCUCUUCUAUGCUGUUGUCAUUCCCAUGCUGAAUCCUAUCAUUUACAGUCUGAGGAACAAGGAUGUAAAAGCUGCUGUUAAAAAGCUAAGUAAAAGCAUCUUCUCACAGACAACAUGAAAAGCUGGAAAGUAUCAGCCAAAUGAGACAAAGUAUAAGAAGUAAUCAACAUUCAUAAUCAAUAUUUUAAAUUGAUGUUUUGUGUAUGGGUUUGAUUCUCUCCAGCCUUGACCAUCUAUCUAUUGCUAUCCAUCUAUCACAGCCAACUCUAGCAAAGCACAGUAAUGGAAAUGAGCUGACAUCAGAGAAAAAUAGUUUUCCUUGCUAAAUAUGCUUCCAGAGCUGAGAAAGUCAGGGAACAUGAAAGAUUUGCAUGGAAAUAAGAGAAACUUAUAAUGGAAGAACUGCCUCUGUAACCUAGUUGCACUUUAUCCAGUAUUUUCUCCCAUAUAGGUCCUCCACAAAAAUCAGAAGAUAUCAAGUGCUGAGCUUGAAGUCUCAGAGCUAAUCUCAAAGUCUGAUGCUCCCACCAAAACCUUAGACAAGUCACAUAAUGUCCCCUGGCCCAAUUUUCUCAUUUAUAAAAAGAGAGUAGAUGACUUCUAAGUUUUCCUCCAACAUUAGAAUGCUGAUGCCAUCUUCCAGUUCAGUCAAGUUGUUCUCAUUAGAGCUCAUAUGCACCACACUCAUAUCUGCCUCUUAUAGACACCACUAAGAAGAUGGCAGCUAAAGAUUAUGCUACUGUUUUAGAAAGGAAUUUCCCAGUGUACUACUCACUUCCACCCCCUCCAACCCUUAAGGGCUUGCCCUAAAUCAAAUCAAAAUCUUGAGCUUGGCAGAGAUGCUGAUUUGUACUUUACAAGAUGGUAUCUUCCAAUUGGGUUUGUGGGAAAAGAAAUGGAAGUCUUUAAAAUUUGGUUAUCCUUUUCUGUCUAAAAGUUUCCUUGUUUUCUUAAAUUGGAAAAAAUAAAUAAUGUUAAUCAACAAAUUACUAAACUGUAUAUUGCUUG